AUCCGUGCCACCACAAAGACGCUGCUCUGCAAGGAUUCCGGGCCUGAACUGGGACAAGGACUAUAGUGGACUAUACAAAAGAAAAUCACGUCUGGAUCUCAGCAUGAACUCGUUGAAUUUCUGCGGGACGUCCAGCAGUGGAGUGUUUCCUGUCCAUGGUGUCAACUCUGUGCUGUUGGACCUGCACCACCAGAUGGCGGAGCAGUUCCACGCGUACUCUGCUGCAGGACCCACGGUGCACACACUCACUGUGGCUGAAAGACUAGCAGAGCUGAUUCUGGAGGCUCGCUAUGGAAACCAGCAGAAGCAGCGGCGCAGCCGCACGGCCUUCACUGUGUCCCAGCUGCAGGCUCUGGAAAAAGCCUUCCAACAGACACAGUACCCAGAUGUUGGCAUGAGGGAGAGGCUGGCUGUUUGCAUCAACUUGCCCGAGGCUCGAAUCCAGGUGUGGUUCAAAAACAGGAGAGCAAAGUUUCGUAAAGAUCAGAAGUGCUCCUCACUCCACAGAGACACCGGUGUGGAGGAGACGCCACAUCGCAGGAAAGUGGGACAGGAAGAAGUCAGGAGUGAAGGCCAACAGGACGUCGUCGUCACUGACACUGACAGCAACGUCCCUCCCUCUCCUCACCCUCUUCCUCCUCUUCCUCCAUCACAUGUUAGAGAGCCAUGCCCUCCUCUCACCCCCUCAGACUCUGACAUCUCACGGUGCAGCCUCCAUCUCCGCUCCCCUCCACUCUUCCCUUUCAUGACAGGGGAGCAUUACAGUCACCCAUGUCACCCACAGCCUGCUGUAGGAAUAGUGUCCACUGAGCUCGGCCUCCCGCACAUGUUCUGGCCCAUCACACAGCAGCACAGCUCCACCCUGCAGGGGCUUCCUCCAGCAUCAGUGACUAAACACUGCAGCCUGUCCCUCCACACCGCAUGCUCCAGUAAACCUGUGCCUCACCCUCACCUGGGGCUGUAACUGAUGUGGACUCAAAUGAAGAAUAAACUUAAAAUCAUUAUGAUGCUGCUGUGAUGUGCUGCUUUUUUAUUUAUUUUUAUUUUUCAGAUCUUUUACUCAUCAAACUUGUCAGAAACGCAAUAAAAAGCAGUGUAGGGUUUUUAUUAUCUUUGAAGGAAGUGACUUUUUGUCAAUUUUGUUGACCUCUGUUGACCUCUGUUGUUGUAGGAAUGAUGUGUAUAUCUCAGAUCCACUGUCCGAUGAUCAAAUAACACAUUCAUCUCUGGAAAUUAGUAAAAACAGCACUAUUUAGCCAGCUACUAUGUCUAAAGUAUACAUAGCGUCAUGGUAAAGGUUUUCAAGAAAACUCUCCUCUUUGUAACAAAGCAAUGUAAAAUACAAAUGUGAAAUAAACUUAUUUCCUUGAA
Solea senegalensis (Senegalese sole) is the source of this 1371-nucleotide messenger RNA. RefSeq lists its product as uncharacterized. Gene Ontology annotation, molecular function: RNA polymerase II transcription regulatory region sequence-specific DNA binding; DNA-binding transcription factor activity, RNA polymerase II-specific. Gene Ontology annotation, biological process: regulation of transcription by RNA polymerase II. Lineage: Eukaryota; Metazoa; Chordata; Actinopteri; Pleuronectiformes; Soleidae. Bases 104 to 964 code for a protein of 286 amino acids. The transcript has 4 exons. The record is from RefSeq and is a predicted model, not a curated record.